This is a messenger RNA of Coniosporium apollinis CBS 100218, 357 nucleotides long. RefSeq names its product 60S ribosomal protein L27a. The coding region runs from base 1 to 357 and encodes 118 amino acids. Gene Ontology annotation, molecular function: structural constituent of ribosome. Gene Ontology annotation, biological process: translation. The record is from RefSeq and is a predicted model, not a curated record. NCBI's taxonomy places the organism in Eukaryota, Fungi, Ascomycota, Dothideomycetes. The transcript has 6 exons. Gene Ontology annotation, cellular component: cytosolic large ribosomal subunit; ribosome.
AUGGCCGGUGGUCAGCACCACCACAGGACCAACUUAGACAAAUACCAUCCCGGUUACUUCGGCAAGGUCGGCAUGCGAUACUUCCACCGCCAAACCACACAUUUCUGGAAGCCGACCAUCAACUUGGACAAGGCAAGUCGACUCUGGUCUCUCGUCCCCGCCGAGAAGCGUGACGAGUACCUCGAGAAGAAAGGCGACAAGGCUCCUGUCCUCGACCUGCUUUCGCUAGGCUACAGCAAAGUCCUCGGCAAGGGGCGCCUCCCAGAAGUCCCGAUUAUCGUAAGAGCACGGUAUUUCUCUCGUGAUGCAGAGCGCAAGAUCAAAGAGGCCGGCGGUAUUGUGCAACUUGUCGCAUAA